AUGGCCUCCAACCCACCCGGAGCCUGCUGCUACAAGGGCGUCAAACACGAGGGGGAAGCGACGGGCGAGAUCUCGACGCUGGGCGAUUUCGAGGUUUACAUCAAAUACCCGGAGGACAAGUCGACCGAAUAUGGAAUCUUGAUUAUCACCGACGUGAUCGGCCACCGCUUCAUCAACGCCCAACUCAUCGCCGACCAAUUCGCCGCCAACGGCUACUUUGUGCUCAUGCCCGACCUCUUCCACGGCGAUCCGAUCCCUCUCAACCGCCCAGGGGACUUUGACAUUAUGAAAUGGAUCAAGGGCGAAUACAACGAGAAGAAGAUCGCACACCUGCCACCCGUGGUCGAUCCGAUUAUUGAUUCGUGCUUGGUGGAAAUGCGGACAAAAUAUAAUUGCAAGAAAAUCGGCGCCGUAGGCUACUGCUUCGGCGGCAAAUACGUCGUCCGCCACCUGCGCCCCGACGCCGGCAAAAUCGACGCCGGAUACACCGCACAUCCGAGUUUCGUCGAGGCCGACGAACUCGAAGACAUCAAGGGCCCCCUCGCCAUUUCGGCCGCCGAAACAGAUUCGAUUUUCCCGACGGAAAAACGCCACGAGUCCGAACAGAUACUCAAAGACCUGGGGUUGCCGUAUCAGAUCAAUCUGUAUUCCCAGGUCGAGCAUGGGUUUGCGGUUCGAGCGGAUCCGAAGAAUAGAGCUGCAGUCUAUGCCAAGGAGAAUGCGUUUUUGCAGGCUGUGCAGUGGUUCGAGGAGCAUUUGAAGAAGGAGAAGCAGUGA
Molecule: messenger RNA, 777 nt
Organism: Exophiala dermatitidis NIH/UT8656
Lineage: Eukaryota; Fungi; Ascomycota; Eurotiomycetes; Chaetothyriales; Herpotrichiellaceae
Product: esterase/lipase
Exons: 3
Coding region: 1-777 (258 amino acids)
Molecular function (GO): hydrolase activity
Source: RefSeq, a predicted model, not a curated record